ACAGCUGAUCAAAAAAAUUAGUCGUGUUUUUACAUCAUUCGUCGUACUCGUAGCAUUGAAACAAUAAAAAUAUAAAAAGAUAUCACAAAAUAUGAAAAAGUAAAUUUUCUAAGUGCGUGCUUGUGAUACAAGUGACAAGUUUUAUUCGGUAACGAUAUUAAAUGUGAAAGAUAGUGUUUUGCGAUCUCGAGAAAGUAUGGUUCGGGAUAAUUAGCAAAAAUGAAGUGCUGUUACAGUAUUAAACCCGAAAGAAUAUCCAUUGAGAGAUAAAAUAAAAUAAAGAACGAUGGAUGAUGAAGAGGCUGAUUUGAGGGAGCAAAUAUUCCAUAACAAUGUUCGGGAGCAAAUAAUAUUCUUGCUCCUGUUCAUACUACUGUACCUCUUCUCAUUUAUGUUAAUUGAGAAGUUUCGUCGACGCGACAGUGAGGAUUACUUCAGCUCUGACGAGGAUGAAGUGAAAGUGUACAGGAUUAGCCUGUGGCUGUGCACAUUUGCACUGGCCGUGUCUCUGGGCUCGGCACUGUUGCUGCCAGUCUCAAUAGUCAGCAAUGAGGUGCUAAUAUUAUACCCAAAUAGCUAUUAUGUCAAGUGGUUGAACAGCUCUCUGAUACAAGGUCUAUGGAACCAUGUGUUUCUAUUCUCAAACCUCUCGUUAUUUGUGUUCCUGCCGUUCGCCUAUCUAUUCUCCGAGUCCACCGGAUUCCGGGGAUGCAGGGGUUUGAAAGGGCGUGUGUAUGAGACCUUCAUUGUACUGGCUCUACUUGGCCUUGUGAUGCUUGGUCUUGCGUAUGUCAUCUCCGCAUGGUUAGAGGGGGACAGGUCCAGCCUUGAUGCUCUAUUGAAUUUGUGGACGUAUCUACCGUUCUUGUACUCCUGUGUAUCAUUCGUCGGUGUUUUGAUGUUGCUCGUGUUUACACCGCUCGGUUUCGUGAGGCUUUUCGGCGUGGUGGGCGGAGUGCUGGUCAAGCCGCAGUUCCUGAGGGAUCUCAACGAGGAGUAUUAUGUCUAUUCGUUUGAAGAGGAGACCCUCAAGCGACGCAUCGACACGUCGCUCGCUACAGGUGCCGGCUACAUAUCACCGGAGCCGAUGUACCCCGACCGCGGUGACAUAUCCGCGCCAGUGGGCCCCGAUACUUCGAUUUCUUCGGGUCAUCUGAAGGGCAUCAGCUCUUCCGUACUGGAGGGGAAGACGCCGCUGUUGAGGCUGAGGAACGGAGCGCUGCAGGCUGGCCUUAAUGAGAGGCUGCAGAGAGUUGUUGCUAUGCGGAAGGAAGUAGAGAACCAACGGAAGACGUCGUCCCUGCAGCGGAACGUGGUGUACCCGCUGGCGAUGCUGCUGCUGUUGGCGUUGACCACCAUCACUGUGCUCAUGGUGCUGCAGAACACCCUGGAACUGCUCAUCGGGAUCAAGGCGCUGCCGCUGAGUACACGGCAAUUCACACUGGGCAUUGCGUCGCUGUCCAAGCUGGGCUGGGCAGGUGCCACGCUGGAGGCGUUCCUCAUCCUGUACCUGCACGCGGCGUCGCUCACGGGGCUCGCGACUCCGAUGCGGGCGUUACGCGUGCUGCCCCGCGCGCGCCGCACGCCGCUCGCGAGGAUCAUCGCUCUGUGCGCGCUGCUGCUGGCGCACUCUACCGCGCAGCCGCUGCUCGUUAAGAUAUUAGGUAUAACGAACUUCGACCUGUUGGGCGAGUUCGGACGCAUCGAGUGGCUCGGCAACUUCAAGCUGGUGCUGCUGUACAACGCCAUCUUCGCUGCCACGGUGACGCUCUGCCUCGCCAGCAAGUUCACCGCCAGCGUGCGCCGCGAGCUGUACAACAGAUUUAAAUGGCUCACUGAUGUUGUCACAAUGCAUGAAGACUUGCCUCUAUCGAAAAUAGUGGCGCCUAUAGCAAGAUUGUCAACUGAACGAACAGUAAUUGCCGAAAAGACUGAUCCUAAUAAUGAUAAAAACGAAACAACACAUUUGAAAUCUGAGUAAGAAACUAAAAGCUUUUUGAAGAUUUUUUAUUUUACCAAAAGAAGGAAUUAACAACAAGGAAGGAAACCAUUUUUAGAGGAUUUAACAUUGACCUCUUAUAAUAAAAGGACAUAAUAUCAAGUAGAAAAUUCAACUAAACACUGGCCAAUUAUGCUUUGACAGUUUUAGAAUUAUGGUAAAGAAAACUAUACCUAAAGGCUUUAAAUAUAGUCCAAUAUUUAAUAAAAUCCCAAAUUCAGAGCAAAUUCAGGAUUGAGUUUAAGGUUGAAUUUGCAAAUGCGACUACUUGAAUUGAGUGCCAAAAAGUUGUGUUUGAGACUCAUUGAGUGGGGACGUUUUUUGGUCGCUGAUUGUGCAUCAACUUUUUAAUAGGAGAUUGAUGGGACUUAACUAGAAAAGUAAGCUAUUGGUUAACCAAAUAUUAAAGGUCUUAAUUGGGGGAUCUGUGUUUGAUAUGCUAAUAGAAGGAGGUCCUUUUUACGUUAGGCUAUUAAAUGGGUCAUCUCUUCCCAGAUAAAAUGAGUAUGUAAAACUUAAAAGCAUUUACAUUAUAAUGUACCUACAUGGUGUCACCGUUAGGAUUACAUACUCUUUGGUCAUUGUAACGUCUUUGUUAAUCAAAAACAAUGUUGCCAGAAAAUUAAACAUUAUAAUCAACUUAUAUGUAAAUUGUGUAAUUAAAAUGUUCAAAAUAUUGAUAAUUAUUAUUAUUAUGCAGUAUCAUAUUAUUUAGUAUUAGAAACAAUAUAAUCUGUGAUGUUAUUAUAUUGAGCUUUGGUAAAAUGUUUAAAACAUUGCUAUGACUAUAAAACAAAGAAAAGUUAAGAAUAGUUUUAUAAUUAUAGAGCAAGUCUUAGUAAGAAUAAUUAAUUUGAAUAAACAUUUUUAAUUAUAAAAUAGAAGUAAGGAUCUGUUAAAUUUAAGAAAAUGAAAUUUAUGGAAUGUAAAGAACUUUAAUUUUAACAAGAAAAAAAUUAAAUUUUUAUUAAUAUGAG
This is a messenger RNA of Bicyclus anynana (squinting bush brown), 2976 nucleotides long. RefSeq names its product protein Lilipod (gene lili). The coding region runs from base 287 to 1981 and encodes 564 amino acids. The transcript is spliced from 10 exons. Gene Ontology annotation, molecular function: transmembrane signaling receptor activity. Gene Ontology annotation, biological process: signal transduction. The record is from RefSeq and is a predicted model, not a curated record. Lineage: Eukaryota; Metazoa; Arthropoda; Insecta; Lepidoptera; Nymphalidae.